Molecule: messenger RNA, 1531 nt
Organism: Fukomys damarensis (Damara mole-rat)
Lineage: Eukaryota; Metazoa; Chordata; Mammalia; Rodentia; Bathyergidae
Product: aldo-keto reductase family 1 member C4
Exons: 10
Coding region: 346-1317 (323 amino acids)
Biological process (GO): daunorubicin metabolic process; doxorubicin metabolic process; prostaglandin metabolic process
Cellular component (GO): cytosol
Molecular function (GO): bile acid binding; ketosteroid monooxygenase activity; aldose reductase (NADPH) activity
Source: RefSeq, a predicted model, not a curated record
GAGUGAGGUCUAAGUGAGUGAAUAAACUUCUAGUCCUCUGGAUUUUCUGUCUCUGUGCCAGUAAUUCUCAUUUGGUCUAACAUUUUUUUAGGCCCCAGUGAGAUUACCAGAUCUCAGAGACAGACUGAGGGUGACUUGCCUCACUCCUGGGCUUCCCUGGGCAUCAAGAUUGGCUCAGGACAGCCUCCCUGGCAUCUUGUUCAGGGCCCCAAGAGCUUGCCGCCAGUGGAGGAGGAUUCGAGGAGACCCUCAGUGGUCUGAGAGAAGUUUAUCAGGAAGACUCCUCUAGAGCCCUGAAGGCAGAAGGAAGAAUCAGCAUUUGCCUAGCCAGAGGAGUGAUAAACAAUGGAUCACAAACAUCUGAGUGUGGCACUAAAUGAUGGUCAUGUCAUUCCUGUCCUGGGAUUCGGCACCGCUCUACAUAGCAAGGUCCCUAAGAGUAAGACAGUGGAGGUCAUCAAAUUAGCGAUUAAUGCUGGGUUCCGCCAUUUUGAUUGUGCAUACUGUUAUCGAAAUGAAGAGGAAGUAGGACUGGCCAUCAGAAGCAAGAUUGAGGAUGGCACUGUGAAGAGGGAGGACAUAUUCUACACUUCAAAGCUUUGGCCCACAUUCAGUAGACCAGAGUUGGUCCAACCAGCCUUGAAAAUGUCACUGAAAAAGCUACAACUGGACUACAUUGACCUGUAUCUUAUUCAUUUCCCAACACCUGUUCAGCCUGGGGAGGAUUUGUUACCCAAAGACGAACAUGGAAAACUAUUAUGUGACACGGUGGAUCUCUGUGAUACGUGGGAGGCCAUGGAGAAGUGUAAGGAGCUGGGAUUGGCCAAGUCCAUUGGGGUGUCCAAUUUUAACCGCAGGCAGCUGGAGAUGAUCCUGAAUAAGCCAGGGCUCAAGUACAAGCCUGUCUGCAACCAGGUGGAGAGCCAUCCUUAUCUCAACCAGAGCAAGCUGCUGGAUUUCUGCAAGUCUAAAGACAUUGUGCUGGUUGCCUAUAGUGCUCUGGGAACUACACGAGAUAAAAUAUGGGUGGACCAGAGCUCCCCGGUUCUCUUGGAAGAUCCAGUUCUUUGUGCCCUGGCAAAAAAGCACCAGCGAUCUCCAGCCCUGAUUGCCCUUCGCUACCAGCUGCAGCGUGGGUUUGUGGUCCUGGCCAACAGCUCGAGUGAGAAGCGGAUCAAAGAAAACACACAGGUUUUUGAAUUCCAGUUGACUUCAGAGGAUAUGAAAAUUUUAGAUGGCCUGAACAGAAAUUUUCGAUAUAAUGCAGCUAAUUAUUUUGCUGGUCACCCCAACCACCCGUUUUCUGAUGAAUAUUGACCCGGGGACCUUCGUCCUGACUUCUCUCAGAAGCCCGUGCUUCAGUGAUGCAGGAGGCAUUUCAGACACAGCUUUCUGGACACAGCACUUCUUGUCUUUGGAUGCCAAUUGUCAACUCACACACAGCUGAUGCCAAAUCCACAGGGCUGGAAGGGAAGAUACUCAUCUAUCACACCCAAAAGAAUGAUAUAAAGUUGAUUGUCAUAAUGAUUCA